AUGCCUUCCGCCGAUCCGCGCGCAGACUCGUCGUACAGCCGCCCAAGGGUGCCCAUUGAACUUUGCGAGCAGAUCAUCGACUACCUGUACGACGAGCACCGGGCGCUGUCGGCGUGCAGCCUCGCAUGCCGCGCAUGGGUCUCGACUGUGCGUUCUCUCCGCUUUCGCCACGUCUGCCUCGCGACUGCGACCGUGCCCUCCUUCCUCGCCCUCCUGCAGGGGUCGCCCACCCUCGGGACCCACGUCCGCUCGCUCCUGCUCAACUUCGCCGAGCCGUCCAUAGAUGCGCAGCUGCAGCUCCGCAACGACCUGGAUGACGCUAUGUCGCACCUGCAGGCGGUGGAGACGCUGCGGCUCGAGUCGCUCGUCGUCACACCGGCGGGGGUCGCAGCGCUCGGGCGACUGCUCGCGGUGACGCGCCUCGAGGUCGGCUACGGCCUGAUCGCGAACGCGGCGGAGGACCUCACCGUGCUCGUACGCUCCUUUGCGCGUCUCACGCAGCUGCAGAUCCGCGCAGUGCCGUUCGCGCACCGUCUGGAGGUGCACCUCGCGCCAGUCUCACGCAAGAUCCUGGACAUCCUGCGCCCGCACUACCCCUUCGAGCAGCCCGACGUGGCGCACGAUAGCCGGCUCAUGCAGUCGUUCUACAAGUAUCUGCUACGCGGGAGCCAUCUGAGUUUGGGAGACGUCACGUUUCGCGAGUCGGCGACGCGCGGGUUCGUUGCGCUGCUGGAAGGCGCGGCCGCUAGCACGACGCUGGAAGAACUGUCGGUGAAUUUACUCAGGGUUGGAAUGGUCAGCCGUGAUGCAUUCCAAUCCUCUCGCAUACAGUGCAAGAGCUUGAGACGGAUCAACUUGUACCAGGUGCGGUUCGCAAGGACACCGGGAGGCGCAGAGUGGAUAGUCGCCUUGCUGUCGCAGGUUGCGACGAACGCGGUGCAGACCAUAGUGUUUGAGGUCGAGGUAGAUAUAAGAGAGAACCUGGACUGUUUCACAUUCACGAGGGCUCUGACGGGCCCACUCGCACACGAGAACUUGCGGGGAGUGGAGAAGUUUGGCUUUAUGGUUGACGGGGAUGAGCCAGGCGGUGGAGUUGAGGGGCGAAUUCGUAGUUUAUUUCCUGACCUGGAUGCUCGCGGGCUUCUUGCUUUCCAAUACUGA
Molecule: messenger RNA, 1161 nt
Organism: Postia placenta MAD-698-R-SB12
Lineage: Eukaryota; Fungi; Basidiomycota; Agaricomycetes; Polyporales; Adustoporiaceae
Exons: 2
Coding region: 1-1161 (386 amino acids)
Source: RefSeq, a predicted model, not a curated record